AAGUGUGAUACUUUUAAAUGUGGUGGAUGUGCUAAUACCAUAUUAAUUGAAGGAAACCAUAUUCUUAGAAUAACAAGAGAGCAUAAUCAUGCUGCUAAGACGACAGAACAAACCCUUAGUCCACCAUCACAAAUUAUUCAAUCAGUUAUUGCAAAUAAUCCCUCAGACAUUUACCCAUAUGUUUCAUCUUACGAUUCACUCUAUAACCUUAUCAUUCCUGAUAAUCUAAAAACUACUUUAGAUGGCACACCUUUCUUAGUUAAAGAUUCCACUGUUGGUGAUCAAAGAAUUUUACUUUUUACUACAGUUUCAAACAUUCAGUAUUUAAGUCAAUCCUUAAUUUGGUUAAUGGAUAGAACUUUUGAUGUACCAACCAUUUUUCAACAAUUAUAUACUAUUCAUGGGUUUGUCAGGGGAGAUGAUAAUUCCAGGGUUUUACCUCUUGUAUAUGCUUUGAUGUCUAAGCCAGAAUUCGUUUUAACAGAUUUUGAGCUUGCGGCUACAAAUGCAUUCCAAGCAGAGUUUAUUUCUACUCAAAGCAAGGGGUGUUUUUUUCAUUUGUCUCAGAAUGUAUAUAGAAAAGUUCGAGAUGCUCGUCUAGCUACUCAAUAUGGGACUAAUGAAAGUUUUAGUAUAAAAAUUUGUCAAAUUCCUGCACUUGCUUUCCUUUCUUCAAGUGAAAUCCCUGGUGCCUUUAAUGAGUUAAAAGGCCAAAUUCCAGAGGAAGCAGAUUCAAUUGUCAAGUGGUUUGAAAAAAUCUAUAUUUGCCGCCAAUCAGUUUACGAAAAUAAUGAAUAUGAUUUUCCCAGAACAAAUAAUUCUGUUGAGACCUGGCAUAGAAGAUGGGAAACUCUAAUUGGCUCAAGUAAUUUGAAUAUCUUUAGAUUUAUAAAAGAGAUUCAAAAAGAACAAAAUCGAGUUCAACUUGAUAUCACAGCUAUUUUGCAAGGGGCACCAAGACCUACUCAAGAAAGACUAAAUAAUGCAUGUGAAUUACGAAUUAGAACAGUCUUAGAUGAUCAUAGUAGUAGACCAUUAAUAACCUUUUUAGAGGGAAUUGCUCACAAUCUUUCAUUAUAG
This is a messenger RNA of Dentiscutata heterogama, 1080 nucleotides long. NCBI's taxonomy places the organism in Eukaryota, Fungi, Glomeromycota, Glomeromycetes, Diversisporales, Gigasporaceae. The record is from the annotation of a GenBank genome assembly.